AUGGCGGGACAGUUGCCGAUUAAAUUCCAAGAGCAUUUACAACUUCAAAAUGUCGGUAUCAAUGUUACCAAUAUCGGAUUUAGCUCACUCACGAUGGAAUCCGAUAAAUUCAUAUGUGUACGAGAGAAAGUUAAUGAUACAGCGUUCGUUAUUAUCAUUGACAUGGCUGAUCCGAACAAUCCGAUCAAGCGACCAAUUACAGCUGAUUCAGCCAUCAUGAAUCCAGCCAGUAAAGUCAUUGCUUUGAAAGCUGGUAAAACUUUGCAAAUUUUCAAUAUUGAAUUACGUAGCCGAAUGAAAACGUUUAAUAUGACAGAAGAUUGUAUUUUCUGGAAAUGGGUCAGUAUAAAUACCAUUGGUAUUGUGACUGAAACAUCGGUAUACCAUUGGACUACGGAAGGUGACAGUCAACCAUUGAAGAUGUUCGAUCGCCAUCCAACUUUACAAGGCUGUCAGAUCAUUAAUUACCGUACUGAUGAUUCGUUACAAUGGCUUCUCGUAAAUGGUAUCCAAGCACAAGAAGGCCGUGUCGUUGGCCGUAUGCAGCUUUACUCCGUUGAGCGCAAAGUUUCUCAACCAAUCGAAGGCCAUGCUGCUGCAUUUACUCAAUUUAAACUCGAAGGAAACAAGAAAUCAUCUACACUAUUUUCCUUUGCUGUGCGAGGACAACAAGGAGGAAAACUUCAUAUCAUUGAAGUCGGUACGCCAGCACCUGAAAAUCAACCAUUCCAGAAGAAGGCAAUCGAUGUGCAAUUUCCAGCCGAAGCGCCGAAUGAUUUUCCAGUGGCGAUGCAAACAUCGGCCAAACAUGGUGUUAUUUAUCUAGUCACAAAAUAUGGUUAUGUUCACGUUUUCGAUAUCGAAAGCGGAACAUUGAUCUACAUGAAUCGUAUUAGUGCUGAUACAAUGUUUGUUACAGCGCCCUAUGAACCAACAUCAGGCAUCAUUGCUGUCAAUCGCAAAGGACAAGUUCUGUCAGUUAGUGUUGACGAAGAGAAUGUCGUGUCUUAUAUUCAAAAUACACUAGGCAAUGCUGAUCUUGCUUAUAAGAUGUCAGCUCGAUGUAAUUUACCAGGUGCCGAUCAACUAUUCGUUUCAAGAUUCACACAAUUAUUCCAAAGUGGAAACUACGGCGAAGCUGCCAAAGUCGCCGCUACAGCACCACGAGGAAUUCUUCGUACGCAACAAACAAUUCAACAAUUUCAAACAGUUCCACCUCAGCCAAAUCAACCAUCACCUUUACUUCAAUAUUUUAGUAUUUUACUAGAAUCAAGCAAAUUAAAUAAGGAGGAAUCAAUUGAAUUAUGUAAACCAGUUGUCAUGCAAGGAAAAAAACAACUAUUAGAAAAAUGGUUGAAGGAAGAUAAGCUCGAAUGCAGCGAACAACUAGGUGAUCUUGUUAAAUCAGUCGAUCCCACAUUAGCUUUGUCGGUUUACUUACGUGCUAAUGUACCUAUGAAAGUCAUCCAAUGCUUUGCUGAAACAGGUCAAUAUCAAAAGAUUGUUCUCUAUGCCAAAAAAGUCAAUUACCAACCUGAUUAUAUAUUUUUACUUCGAAACAUUAUGAGAAUCAAUCCUGAGCAAGGUGUUCAAUUUGCUCAAUUGCUUGUUCAAGACGAAGAACCAAUGGCUGAUUUAACUCAAGUCGUUGACGUUUUCCUUGAACAAAACCUCAUUCAACAAUGCACGGCAUUUUUAUUGGAAGCAUUGAAGAAUAAUCGUGAAGAUCAAGGUCAUUUACAAACACGAUUAUUAGAAAUGAAUCUAAUGCAAGCACCUCAAGUAGCCGAUGCCAUUUUGGGUAAUAACAUGUUUACUCAUUACGACAAACCACACAUUGCUCAACUAUGCGAAAAGGCUGGUUUACUUCAACGCGCACUUGAACAUUAUACAGAUUUGUAUGACAUCAAACGCGCUGUCGUACACACGCACUUGCUUAAUCCAGAUUGGUUGGUAAACUACUUCGGACGAUUGUCCGUCGAAGAUUGCGUAGAAUGUCUCAAAGCAAUGCUUCAAGCUAAUAUUCGACAAAAUUUACAAGUUGUUGUUCAAAUCGCCACUAAGUACCAUGAACAGCUCGGAACUCAAAAGCUAAUCGAAUUAUUCGAAUCAUUCAAAAGCUAUGAAGGUCUUUUCUACUUUCUGGGUUCGAUCGUUAACUUUAGCCAAGAACCGGAUGUACAUUUCAAGUACAUUCAAGCUGCAUGUAAAACAGGCCAAAUCAAGGAAGUCGAACGUAUUUGCCGAGAAUCGAAUUGCUAUGAUCCCGAACGGGUAAAGAACUUUUUGAAAGAAGCCAAAUUAACUGAUCAAUUACCAUUAAUUAUCGUUUGCGAUCGUUUCAACUUCGUCCAUGAUCUUGUCCUUUAUUUAUAUCGCAAUAAUUUAAUGAAAAACAUUGAAAUCUAUGUUCAACGAGUAAAUUCAGGUCGUUUACCUGUUGUAGUUGGUGGUCUACUCGAUGUCGACUGCAGUGAAGACAAUAUCAAGCAAUUGAUUCUCUCUGUCCGAGGAAACUUCAAUGUCGAUGAACUGGUUGAAGAAGUCGAAAAACGCAAUCGAACCAAAUUACUUUUGCCAUGGCUUGAAACUCGUGUUCACGACGGUAGUACCGACUCGGGUGUUCACAACGCCUUGGCGAAGAUCUAUAUCGAUUCGAAUAGCAAUCCCGAGAAAUUUCUUCGUGAUAAUCCACAUUACGAUAGUCGAAUUGUAGGCAAAUACUGCGAAAAACGCGACCCACAUUUGGCUUGCGUUGCUUAUGAACGUGGCGGUUGCGACAUGGAACUUGUCAAUGUUUGCAACGAAAACUCGCUAUUUAAAAGCGAAGCACGCUACUUGGUUCGUCGUAAGGAUCCUGCACUAUGGGAACAUGUCUUACGUGAAGAUAACCAAUAUCGUCGACCAUUGAUCGAUCAAGUUAUUCAAACUGCGCUAGCUGAAACGCAAGAUCCUGAAGAAAUAUCUAUUACAGUCAAAGCCUUCAUGACUGCUGAUCUACCAAAUAAUUUAAUUGAAUUAUUAGAAAAAAUUGUUAUUGAUAAUUCCGUAUUCAGCGAACACCGUAAUUUACAAAACUUACUCAUUUUAACUGCAAUCAAAGCUGAUCGUACGCGUGUUAUGGAUUAUAUUAAUCGUCUAGAGAAUUACGAUGCACCAGAUAUCGCCAAUAUUGCAAUUAGUAAUCAAUUAUACGAAGAAGCGUUCUCAAUUUACAAGAAAUUCGAAGUCAACACAUCGGCCAUUCAAGUGCUCAUUGAUCACAUAAAAAACCUUGAUCGCGCUUAUGAAUUCGCUGAACGUUGUAAUGAACCAGCUGUAUGGAGUAUUCUGGCUAAUGCUCAAAUCCGUCAAGGACUCGUCAAAGAAUCGAUUGAUUCAUUCAUCAAAGCAGACGAUCCAACAUCAUACUUGGAAGUUGUCAAUGUUGCAACACAAAAUCAAAGUUGGGAAGAUUUGGUUCGCUAUUUACAAAUGGCACGCAAGAAAGCCCGAGAAACAUUCGUCGAAACCGAAUUGGCAUUUGCUUAUGCCAAAACCAAUCGUCUCGUUGAUCUGGAAGAAUUCAUUACGUCGCCCAAUCAUGCUCAAAUCCAAGCAGUUGGAGACCGAUGUUUCGAAGAAGGAAUGUAUGAAGCAGCUAAAAUCCUCUACAACAACAUUUCCAACUAUGCUAAAUUAGCUGUUACAUUAUGCUAUUUGGGUGAUUAUCAAAGUGCAGUCGAUAGUGCACGUAAAGCAAACUCAACAAAAACAUGGAAAGAAAUUUGCUUUGCUUGUAUCGAAAAACAAGAAUUUCGUUUGGCACAAAUUUGCGGUAUUCAAAUUGUCGUUCAAGCUGAAGAAUUAGAAGAAUUAAUCAAUUUCUACCAAAAUCGUGGCUAUUUCGAAGAGGUCAUUCAAUUACUCGAAGCUGCACUUGGUCACGAACGUGCGCACAUUGGAAUGUUCACGGAAUUAGCUAUUCUUUAUUCGAAAUACAAACCACAGAAAAUGCGCGAACAUUUGGAAUUGUUCUGGUCACGUGUCCGAAAGCCCAAAGUUUUACGUGCAUGCGAACAAGCUCAUCUCUGGUCAGAACUAGUCUUUCUCUACGACAAAUACGAGGAGUUCGAUAAUGCAAUCAUAACAAUGAUAGCACAUCCAUCGGAAGCUUGGCGUGAAAAUCACUUCAAGGAUAUCAUUGGUAAAGUGGCCAACAUUGAAUUUUUUCAACAACCAGGUUUUGGUGCUGGUGGCUAUCCUCCAUACGGUGGAGCACCUGGCUAUUCAGGAUACUAG
Molecule: messenger RNA, 4281 nt
Organism: Adineta ricciae
Lineage: Eukaryota; Metazoa; Rotifera; Eurotatoria; Adinetida; Adinetidae
Source: the annotation of a GenBank genome assembly